GAGAGAUUUGUGCUCAUCCUUUGCUCCUCCUGUUUGCGUCAGAACCCAGGCGGUGCGGAAGCAUUUACACCUGUGUUCAUCCUCAGCGGCAACAAAAAAAAAGGCAAUACAGGCACCCAUACGGUCAGAGGAAGCAAGUGUUGGCUUCAUGUUUUCGGAUGAAACACAAUCGCUACUUCCUGUUUUCUCUUUCCUCAGAAGAACUUCCCACAAUAUCGCACAUGUGUAAAGUCACCAAAAAUGUGAAGAAGUGACAAACAUGAGGUCUAACCUUCAUACUGAGGAGUGCUGACUUGCUGAAAGAUUAGAAAAGACUAUGAAGGAGGACAUAUGAUGACCUCAGCUGCUACUGUAGACCCCAGUGGAUUUUUUUUUUUUUUACCUGUUUUAAGCUGUGCAUUACUGCACUGAUUAGAUGAGAGAGUUGUAGUUAGAAAGUGUGAGUGGGCAGCGAUGGAGAACCUCAGCGAAGAUGGCUUUGAGAGAGGUGAACAGUUUGGAGACUGGUCCACCUGCAGCUCUGGACACUGGGAUGAGGAUCACAGGGACAGCAGUGGCUUUGGGAACUGGGCUAGUUUUAAAGAAGGUCUUGGUGAAGAUACUGCAGAUGUAUCAACUCAGGAAGGACAUGGUCAUGAACACAAGGAAGAGAGAGAUGAUGCACUCUGGACUGCAAUUCACAAUUGCUUUCAUGUUGAGGAGAUGGUAAGAGAAACGGGCAUGACGGAUGUCCUGCCACUGUCACAGCUACUGCACAAUUUCACACACAAACCUCCUCCACCAGCACUUAUAUUAAGAAAGGGUGCCAGCUUUUAUCACAGGUUGUUGUGUGAGCCAAAAUCUCAGAGCAUCACGGGUCCUACGAAACCCAACUUGUAUUCCCACAAGCAGCUCACUGACACACUACAGCUCAAACAGACCAACACUACACAGAACACAGAUAUAGCUCAACUUGGGUUUGAGAAGCCUGAAAGUUCCUCUCCUGCUCUCAUCCAAACAAAGUUAACGUCACCCACGUGCUGUCAGAAUUCACCUGGAUUCUUCUACCAGAUCUCGCACCAGUGGCUCAGCCAGUAUAGUUUGAGACUACAAAAUCAUCAGGGCAAGAAAGACCUGCUGUAAUGACACACACACUUCCUUCUGCUGUGAAACACUGAUAUAUUGAUACUGAUACACAGAAAACAAUAGCAGUCUUUCUAAUAAUAGAGACAUUAACUGGUCUAAACUAACACAGGAAAUGACAUUUUCAUUGAUCUUCACACCUCUCAAGUAAGUGUAACAAGGGCUAAGGGCUUGAAAAUAUUUAAUGUGCGAAGAGAAAUUCACUGUGUGUAUACAUCCAUUAUGCUUGCUCCAAAAAUACGAUAUGUUACCAAUCAAAGGCAAAAAAGGCAUUUAAACUGUGCCUGAGGCGAUAAUAUAAGGUGCUUACAGAACAAGAUUCUACAAAUCAAAUUUUAAGCCAUGGAGAUCCAAUGCUUUACUUUCAUGGCUUAAAGGCAUUCUCUAAAGUCACAAAGCAUAUUUUACUCACUAGGACAUGUUUCAAGUUCUUCCAAAAUUGCAAAAUGGUUUUAAGAAACUGUGAAGUGUAUGUUACACUAAACUCAGCAGCAUUAAUUCAUUCCAUAUUGUGCAUCUAAAUGUUUGCCUGAGAUGAUUUCAGUGCUCUGUGUUAAUUUCAUCACUUACGCUGCAAUGUCUGAACGGAUGUGUGUCAAGCUGGCAUCCUCUCUCACGUAAUUCCAAAUGAAAUAAAGGAGGGACGUCCUGUUAGUUUUCAAUGACUCCCUUUCAGUGGCCUGGAGAGAUGAUAUCAUUUUAUUGCUAAUGCUUUUGACUGCAACAAAUCCACCUUGCAACAAAUGUAUUUGAGGUCCAAAAGUAUUGUCUACCAUUUUCUAGGUUUACACUAACAGCUCCUUGUCAAGCACAGCAGGUACAGCCUAGGGGUGCAUGGUACUGCACCCCUAGGCUGUAACUAAGUGCUUGAACAAUCCUUGACAUAUAACAUAGCCUUCUAGUUGUUAAGAAAAUACAUAAUGUAUAGUUACAUUUGUCCACAGUGGUGUCUCAUCAACAGGGGCAACUGAGGCAGAGCCCCAGCAUCAAUAUCAGUCAUUCAACAAAUGUUUGCAUGGAGGCCUGAUAGGUCAUGCCUUUCCCUUCUUAUCUUCUCCAUUUUUUAAAUAUUUUAGUUUUAAUUUACUUUUAACUAGAUAUUUAUUAAUAAUUUAUUAAACACGUGGAGACAGUAUGUGAUCUAAAGAUCCAUAAAGAUUACUGAUAUAUUGCCAAGAUUUGGGAGAGGAAACAAUGUGGAGUGAAGUAAUGUCUGUUAUUACAGUGUGUGUGAAUUUCUUAAACCAAUCAAGCAUAAUAUUAUAACCACUGCCAGGUGAAUGAAUAAGACUGAUUAUCUCCUCAUCAUGGCACCUGUUAGUGGGUGGGAUAUAUUAGGCAGCAAGUGAACAUUUUGUCCUCAAAGUUGACGUUAGAAGCAGGAAAAAUGGGCAAGUGUAAGGAUUUGGGCGAGGGCCAAAUUGUGAUGGCUUGACAUCUGGAUCAGAGCAUCUCCAUAAACGCAGCACUUGUGGGAUGUUCCCAGUCUGCAGUGGUCAGUAUCUAUCAAAAGUCCUGUAAGUUGCAAGGUCCCAUAAAGGCAAAACACACCUUCAGGGAUCUUGUGCAUCCAUGCCUCGAUGGUUCAGAUCUGUUUCGGCAGCCAAAGGGGGACCAACACAAUAUUAGGCAGGUGGUCAUAAUGUUAUGCCUGGUUGAUGUAUAAUUAAAUACAUGAGAAGGGCUGUUCCUGUUCCUGAAUCAGUUCCUGUUUUUUGUCCGGCUAAGUUUAAUUGUUUUGUGUGUUUUCGAGACUGACUGUCAACUCUUUAUUAUUAAUUUUAUUAGCCUUACUAAUAAAAGUCAUUGGAUAGAAGCCUAGAGGGUCAAGUGUGAUAGUGUCUCAACUUAAUUUUGUUCGAGGAUUUGUGGCUGUUAAUUUUGUACCUCCCACUAAAAUCUGUGGCAAACGAAAAAACACUGCAUUUUUGGGUAAGCACUACAAAAUACUGAUUUUAUGCUCCACAACCUGUAUUUGGUGUUGGAUGAGGAGAAAAAUAAACAACUGAACUGAAAGAACUGAAU
Molecule: messenger RNA, 3147 nt
Organism: Hemibagrus wyckioides
Lineage: Eukaryota; Metazoa; Chordata; Actinopteri; Siluriformes; Bagridae
Exons: 6
Coding region: 454-1122 (222 amino acids)
Source: RefSeq, a predicted model, not a curated record